AAUUUUCAAGAAAAAAGAAGCGUAGAGCUCGCUUAAUCUCCUUUUCUUAUGGUUAACCUUUCCUUCUCUUUGCAUUUAUAACUCACUUCUAUUUUUAGCAUUUUUCUUUUUCUCUCUCUUGCUUGAUGGAACCAAAACUCUGCUAAACAGAUCCAAAAGGAAAACAGGAAAAUUUUCAGGGUGUUGUAGUGUCUGAAUCAUACAGCCCAGGAUUUGGCAUUGAAAAUUUUAAACUUUAUGUAAGAAGAGGCCAUCUUUUUGUUGGAUUUCAGAAGAAUAUAUACUGGAAGGUCAUAGAAUUUGAGGAUCAAGAGCAACUGAAAGGGUAUCCAUUUCAUAUCUUGGUCUAAUUUUAGAAGAAUAAGGUAUGAUCUUGUUUUAUAUUGGACAUGGAUGACAAUUUAAUGGAGGAGAGAUUUGUGUUUAUUUGGUGAAAUGACUCAAUGCGAAAAUGUAAGAUGAAACAAUUAAGUUUUUAGACAUGGAAACCAAGGAAGAAGCUGAAGGAAAUGAAGACAAUCCACCAUUACCCCUUUGGGAAUUAAACCAUCUUUUGGAGGAGGAGGAAAAGGAGGGUGUCAAAGACAAAGUGGAUGGAGAGGCACAAAAUUCCAAGCAGUCAAGGAUCUCGAAUCCUUCAAGGCUGCCGCCAUUGGGGCAUAGGCGCACUCAGAGUGAAGUUCUAGCUGCAGGACACCGGCGUAAUAAUAAUUUCCUAAGAACAAAAACUUCUAUGCAGAAAGCUUUGCGAUGGGGCGGAAUUCCAAAGGAUGGAAAGUACCAGUCAAGCUUCAAUCCUGAGGUUCUGGCAAACCAGAAACGCCAGUGGUAUCAACUCCAGUCCAAAACCAAGGAAAAGCUCAAAUAUGAGCAGCCCACUUCAGUCUUCGAGCACUUCAUUAUUGCCGGAAUUCAUCCAGAUACUGAACUUGGGUCUGUGGCGGAAACCACUGCUAAGAGGAAGAAGUGGGAAACAGAUAUGAAAAGAUCCGGAAUGAUAGAUCUUAAAAUGAUACAGAAUCACGGUCCUCCAGCUCCAAUAUUUGAACCCAAGAUACUUUUUAGAUACCCUCCUGGGAAGAAGUUAUCUAUGCGUUUGAAGGACUUAGCUACCUUUUGUUUUCCUGGAGGUGUCAAGGCACGAUUGCUUGAAAGAACUCCAUCAUUUAGUGAACUAAAUCAGCUUCUUUAUGGACAGGAGCAUUUGGGCAGAGAUGAUUUUACAUUUAUUUUCUCACUAAAGGUGGCAGGAAAUGCUACGGUUUACGGUGUUUGCUUGCAUGUACCAGAACUUGUAAAAAGGCAGCCUGGUAAUUUUUUUGGUGCAUCACGUCUUUCUGAAAUUUCAGGAGCAAGGAGCCAGUUUCUGGUUUCUGCACCCCGCUGCUAUUGUUUGCUAACUAGAGUUCCUUUCUUUGAGUUGCACUAUGAGAUGUUGAACAGUAUCAUUGCACAGGAGCGCCUGAAUCGAAUAACUGAAGUUGUUAGUGAAAUGAAUCCAUCUCUCGAUGAUAAUGCACUAUCUUUCUCAAAACAAGAUGAUCAAAUAAACGAUAACACCAUCACCGACAAUCCCAAUAACAAGUAUGUUAAUGAUUGGAUGGCUUCGGCGAUGCCUGCUAACAGUACAGUGAUUCCUGGUGAUGCUACUGCCAAUGAUGAGUUUUCAUCUGCUUCUUUAAAGAUAGGUUCGCCACUUUCACCUGAAAGUGUAACUGCUAGUGAGGUUUUAGAAAGCGUGCUCUAUAUUGAUGACAAUGUAUCUGAAGCCUCGGAAAAUCGGAUCAGUGCUUCAGAAAGAAUAAACGACAACUUUGAAAAUGGGCAAAAUUCUCCAGAUAUUGGAUCAGUUGUAAGCUUGAGGAGCUGCACUUCUACUCAAUCGCUAUUCAGUCCAGCUAGAAGCCCGACAUUAGAAUAUAAUGAUGAGGAUGAUGACCUUUUCUGGAAUAAUGAAAAAGAAUAUGGAGAUGAUUCGAUAUUGGAAUGGGCUAAGGAAAACAAGAAUGGUCUUCUACAGAUAGUUUGUGGUUAUCAUGCUUUAGCUCUUCCUCCACGAGGAAGUGAAAUAGUUUUCCAGCCUCUUGAGCAUUUACAGGCUAUUGAGUACGAGAGACCUCCUAUUUCAGCCCUUGCAUUGGAUGAAAGUUAUUUUUAUUCAUUUGAAGCAGCUGAGAUCAAUGCAAAAUUGGAUUCAGCGGAGGAAGCUCUUGCACUUUCAGUAUGGACAACCGCAACGAUUUGCCGAGUUCUCUCUCUUGAUGGUAUUUUGGCAGUGCUCGCAGGAGUACUACUGGAAAAACAGGUUGUAGUAGUUUGCCCGAAUCUGGGUGUUCUGUCGGCUGUCGUGUUGGCACUUAUUCCUAUCAUUCGUCCAUUUCAAUGGCAGAGUCUAUUGCUUCCAGUACUGCCGAUGACGAUGCUGGAUUUUCUUGAUGCACCUGUUCCAUUUCUUGUUGGCGUACAAGAUAAACCCGCUGAUUUGAAAAUGAAAACAUCUAAUCUUGUUCAAGUUAAUUUGCCCAAGAAACAGGUGAAAACAUGUUACGUGCCACCACUUCCUCAACGUAAAGAACUUGUAUCGGAGCUAGGGCCAAUCCAUUCGAGACUCUCCUAUGAAGGGUCGAUUGCUAAGAAGCAUCCUACAUAUAGGUGCAAUGAGGCGCAGGCUGAAGCCGCAUCCCAGUUUUUGGCAGUCAUGAGGGAAUACCUGGAGUCGCUUUGUGAAAACCUGAGGUCUCAUACAAUUACUAAUGUACAAUCAAACGAUGACAAGGUUUCCAUACUACUUAAAGAAAGUUUUAUCGACUCUUUUCCGGUUAAGGACCAGCCUUUCAUUAAGCUGUUUGUAGACACACAACUAUUCACUGUUCUAUCAGAUUCUCGUCUGUCAAGUUAUGAGAAUGAGCGCUAACUUAAAACCCCCACCAACUACCAGGUAUGUUUGCAUCAAGUGAAACUUCCCAGAUGAUAUACCUUAGGUACUUACUCUUGAAUUAGGCCAAAAAG
Messenger RNA from Hibiscus syriacus, 3009 nucleotides. RefSeq lists its product as uncharacterized. The transcript has 19 exons. NCBI's taxonomy places the organism in Eukaryota, Viridiplantae, Streptophyta, Magnoliopsida, Malvales, Malvaceae. The record is from RefSeq and is a predicted model, not a curated record. The coding region runs from base 482 to 2914 and encodes 810 amino acids.